This is a messenger RNA of Bemisia tabaci, 2582 nucleotides long. RefSeq names its product protein gooseberry-neuro-like. The record is from RefSeq and is a predicted model, not a curated record. Gene Ontology annotation, biological process: anatomical structure development; regulation of transcription by RNA polymerase II. Gene Ontology annotation, molecular function: RNA polymerase II cis-regulatory region sequence-specific DNA binding; DNA-binding transcription factor activity, RNA polymerase II-specific. NCBI's taxonomy places the organism in Eukaryota, Metazoa, Arthropoda, Insecta, Hemiptera, Aleyrodidae.
CAAUGCCAAUCUCGAGGUUUCACUGGAAUAAGUUUUAAUCUGGUUUUUAGUGUUAUUCAUCAGUUUUCAGGAAAGUUCGGUUAACCUAUAUCUAAUCUUGGAUACACUUCAAUCAUGUGUCGAGGAAUGUAUCAUUGAUUUUUUUCUGGAUAAAAUUUCAAUCAUUGAUCAAUUUCAGCGUUCAGCGGCUUCACUCGAGUUCCAAAAUAAUAUUGUGGUGAUUGCUCAAAAGUGAAACUUUUUACUCAACGUGAGUGUGGAGAAUGAUACGACCUAAAAAUUUCUGAAAAUAAAAGUGCUUUCAAUCAUAAGUUUACUAUAUUUGCGAUUCACUGUUGAAUAUCAUCAGUCGAGUUUUUACAGGAAUAAUUCAGAAAAAUCCGUCAACGAACUAUUGACAACAUUUUCCUCUUCGUUUUGAUGAUUUAAAAAGUUUCUAACCAGACUCUUUACACUAGAACGGAGGUGGUAUUUUCAGUUAGUGCCGAAUUUCAAAAUGUAUCGUUUUUCCGAAUAGAAAAGUUACCAAACUUAUGCCGUGAAUGAAAGAAAAUUAGCGUGUUGUAAAAUAAGAUCUUUAAGAAAAUCGUCUACGUUACCAUUUUUUACCUUUAAUUUUUUCCUUUGAUUCGAGCACAUACAUGAGUCAAGCUGAGAUAUGUUUUUCAGAAUUAUGGUGUUUCUUCUAACAGCUUUUUAUACACAACUUUAAAAAUGGUUUAUAACGAUUAAAAUCUAUGGAAUUUGACUGCUUCAUCGGUAAAAUAUGACAUUUUACCCCAGCCCAGCAAGUUACCAACAAGUGACGCAGUUCAACAACUUCCAAUUUCAAGGGCAAGGUCGUGUGAAUCAAUUAGGCGGAGUUUUCAUAAAUGGACGUCCACUCCCGAACCACAUACGGCUGAAGAUCGUCGAGAUGGCCGCGGCAGGAGUCCGGCCGUGCGUGAUUUCGCGUCAGCUGCGCGUGUCCCACGGCUGCGUCUCCAAGAUCCUCAACAGGUACCAAGAAACGGGGAGCAUCCGCCCCGGAGUGAUCGGGGGCAGCAAACCCAAAAUUGCUACCCCGAGCAUCGAGAGGUGCAUCGAAGUCUACAAGAAGGAGAAUCCCAAUAUUUUCAGCUGGCAGAUUCGGGAUAAACUCAUUAAGGAUGGUGUCUGUACAGCUGAGACUGUUCCAAGCGAAUCAACAAUCAGCCGUUUCAUUCGAGGCGAUGUGAAAAAUUCAAACGCUGACUAUUCAAUUGAUGGAAUUUUAGGCGGAGGCGACCCUGAUUGUGAACCGGGUCUUGUGUUACGACGAAAGAAACGAAGAGGCAGAACAACUUUCAGCGCAGACCAACUUGCGGCUCUGGAGAGGGCCUUCCAAUUUUCUCAGUAUCCCGAUGUGUACACACGAGAGCGAUUAGCUACCCAAUACGGUCUUACAGAAACACGAGUACAGGUAUGGUUCAGCAAUCGACGAGCGCGGUGGCGAAAACACGGAACGCGACCCGAGUCCUCAUACUACCCUCAACCUACAGACACAGGUCCCGCUAUGCUCUCAAUCACAGGCACUCCAGAUUGGUCUGAUAUCAUAAGCGGGACAGCGCUCAAACAGCCUCCUUGCACUGGAUUUGAACCUCCCUCUGUGUACAACCCAAACAAGGAUCCAAGGCUCCCAACCAGCCAUUAUAACAGUGGCCUCCUUUACGAUGCUAGUCAGCAGCCAUCGACAUGCCUUCUGCAAAAUCCCUACCACGGUCUGAUAUGAGUCCCCAUGGGAAUUACGACACGAGACAACGUUUAGACGAGAUCUUCUGAAGAGCUUACUGAUGAAAAAUUGGAGUUUGAAAAUUCAGAUCGUUGGUGAAAAAGCAAAAACGCAAAUCUUGGUUUCGCGCAAAUUUGCCGGGCAAAAUUAAGUAAAUUGAUAAAAAUUUAGCGUUAUUUUCUUAAACCUUCCCGAUUUUUUCUCUCGUGUGAGAGAUAUUCUGCAAAAAUUUCCAGGGAUAAUUCUGGUUCGUCCUCUUUUUAUUAAAUACGGUAGGUACAAGAAAGAGAUUCUGAGACACCACAAACGAGAUUCGCGUUUUUGUAAUUCCACCCUUGAUCCCUAUACUUAUGCAACUGAUUUUCGGCCUAAUUCUAAAUACUUUAUCAUUUUUUGUACCUGAAUUGUUAGCUUUACCUAAAAAUAUAUUGUAUAUACUUGUAUUGUACCUAAUCUACGGUGACUGGCGUUUUAUGUGGUGUACUGAUAGAGAAUAGGCACUCCCUACAUUUCUUUAAGAUUGAUAUACCAAUCUGUGAGAAUUCUUAAGUACGUCAACAUUCUGAAUUUUCCGAAUCGGUAGAAAUCCGCUCUUAAUAGGUAAGGGUCAAAGAUUUUUAUUUGAAAUUUAGACCCAUGUUCCGGAUAGCACUAGGUAUGAGAGAGUUUUUAAAAUUGAAAAUUAAAAAUCUAUAUACUUGAGCCCAAAAAGGUGCUGUAACUGUACUGAAAAGGAGUUGAUACGAAAACGACCCCCUCCAUCCAGUAUUCCCUUUAUUUUUGGUAUAAACGAAGUGAACCUAUACAUACUAAGAGGUAUUUUACCCCAAAA